Messenger RNA from Entelurus aequoreus (snake pipefish), 8001 nucleotides. Its product is annotated as calmodulin-regulated spectrin-associated protein 3-like. Gene Ontology annotation, cellular component: microtubule minus-end. The coding region runs from base 138 to 4787 and encodes 1549 amino acids. The record is from RefSeq and is a predicted model, not a curated record. The transcript is spliced from 19 exons. Gene Ontology annotation, biological process: cytoplasmic microtubule organization; negative regulation of microtubule depolymerization; neuron projection development. Lineage: Eukaryota; Metazoa; Chordata; Actinopteri; Syngnathiformes; Syngnathidae. Gene Ontology annotation, molecular function: spectrin binding; microtubule minus-end binding; calmodulin binding.
CGGGUCUACGUCACAAGAUCCUCCACCCUCUUCCGCCUCCUCCUCCUCCUCCUCGGCCUCCUCCUCCCCCUCUCUCCAUCCUCCAUCCCUCCUCUCCCCAUCGCUCCAGCCGGUGCUCCGUGCGCCACAGCGCGGACAUGGUGGACUCUCCCGGCGAGGCCACGACGGCGACGACGACGACGAAGAGGAAGCCCUUCGCCGUGCCGGAGAUCCCGCCUCUGGACCGGUGUGACUUCAGCCGGGCUCGGAUGCGAGCCAGCGUGCGGUGGCUGCUGUGCAAGUCUUACGGAUGCGCAGAGAAUGUCCCAGUGGAGUUACGGGAACCGCUCUACAAGGAUCAGUAUGAACAAGAGCACCUCAAGCCAGCCGUCUCCAAGCUGCUCCUCUCCACGGAGUUCUACUGCCGAGUUCAAGCCCUGCUGGCCCAGGGGCAGGCUGGCACUGGGCCAGCGACACAGGACUUACCGGAUGACAACUACGCUUUGCUGCAGUUCCUCACAAAGAAAGGGGUCGCCCCGAAGGUCCAAGAAGUGGACGUCACUGGGGACGACCUCUGCCACGUUCCCAUCAAAACAAAAGCCCACCUGGCCAUGAUUGACUCCCUGAUGUCGCUGGCUGCCAGAGAGGUGGUGGGCAGGGUCAAUAUGGCAGAGGAGGCGGCGCAGAUGGGCGUUGGGGCGCCGUGGGAAAACGCUCUGCUCUUUUGGGUCAACAGGUUGAACCAGAAACUGAGGGAGAGCACCGAGGAAGAAGAGCCAGCCAAGUCUCAGCCGGGUGCUGACCAACAGCCUUCUCAGGAAACGCAGGGCCCGUCCAACCGCUGGUACUGGAAGCUAGUCCCACAUGCUAUCGCUUUUUGUUUGAAGGAGUCGGGGAACAAACCGCCAGUGAUCCGCUACAGGAAGGACAAAGUGCAAUCUAAACUGACUCCCACCUUCCCACUGGUCACUGAGGUCAAAGAUCUGUCUAACGGCUGUGCUAUUGCUGCUGUGCUGCACUACUACUGCCCUAACGUGCUGCCUCUAGAGGAUGUUUGCCUAAAGGACACAAUGUCAGUGGCUGACAGUCUUUACAACCUGCAGCUGAUUAAAGAUUUUUGUGAGAAUAGCUUGCAGAGCUGCUGCCUUCUUCCCCUGGAGGACCUUCUCUAUGCACCGCCUCUCCUGCAUCUAAACAUCAUGAGCUUCGUAUCCGAGCUGCUAGAGUGGUUUGAGAUCAAGAAGCCUGAUUUUGUUCGACCAGUACAAGCUGUUGAUCUCACAGAUGUCUCAGGUUUACUUUUAUGUACCAGUCCCGUCAGCGGGAACAGCAACAGCGGUUCUCCUUCAUUCAUCUUCAAACAACCGUUUGUGCCCAUCUCGUCUCCAGAAACACAAGAAAACAAAAGCUGGACUAAGAAACAGAUCAGUCGUCCUCUGUCAGCAGUGACUUUCAGCAUCCCAUUUGGGCUGGACAGUGAUGUUGAUAUUGUCAUGGGAAACCCAAUAGAUUCUGUGUUUCGCUCUGUCAGCACGGACAGCCUCAGUGCCGCCAUCCCAGCAACGACGGCGUGUAUUCCGUACAGCCCGGCCGAGGACCUCAACCAUCUAGUCAGCGCCGCAGCAACAUCGCAGCGGUCUUCAUGGGCGCCGCUGGGAGAGCUGCCCACUAUUGAGGAGGCGCUUCAGGUGGUUCCUUCCCCUGGCUCUAAGGAUCGAAAGAAAGGAAGGACUGCAGAGAAAGGUGUCAAGGGGGUGUUGGCAGCCAGGCCAGAGCCCAGGUUGUGUCCCGAGGGCGCCCCUGCCGGUUUCUUUCUGCAUUGCCCAAUGGAGGACAAUCCUCAGCUCAGUAGCUCUGCCCCCUGCCGUUCAGGAGUCAUGUACCGGCCGGUCGGUGGAGAGGCUAAUGGCGGUGUGAGGCAGGAGAGGCCAUCACGAGCUACUGAUAUGUCACGUGAUGAUGACUCUGUACUGCGAGAUGGCAGCGUAGACUCAUCGGAAGCAUCUGACGACAUCCCCAGAAAUGCCCCUGGUAAUAUGCGACCCAGUAGAGGUCAUCACAGCGCCAGCAGCAGCCCACGCAUGACAAGCUUCGCUGAGCGACGAGACAGCAAAAGAAAACAUCCAGUAGCUACUGGGGAGGACUUGACCACUACCCCAACCACCCCUGGAACGCCACUCACACCCUGCACUUCAGGCCAGCAGGACAGCCCGGGAACCAGAGUUCCUGAGCCGGGCUCAGAGGCGUGGGAGCUAGGGGCUCGUCUGGAGGAAAAACGCAAAAGCAUUGAAGCUCAAAAGAGACGGAUUGAAGCCAUAUUUGCCAAGCACAGACAAAGGCUCGGAAAAACAGCUUUCCUUAAAAUAAAACGAGAGCAAGGAGAAGGCGGAGGAGAGGGAUCAGAGGUUGACAGUCUCACCCUGGAGGAGCGCCUCACUCACAUGGAGGAGCAGCUAAAGAAAGAAGAGGACAAGGAAAAGACAGAGAACAAAGCAGACAAGGAGAAAGCCAAGCCAUCCGUCUCCAACCCACCUCGGUUAGAGAAGCAGGUCACAUUCUCAAUUGACAGCAAGAAAGGCCAAGAGAAAGGAGGAGAGGCCGUCCUUGUGGAGUACAAUGAAGUCGUACAGAAACUGAGUGAAGCUUUGCAGUCCCUCCAGAAAGACAUGCAAAAGCUAACUGAACAGCAACAGCAACUUUUGGGCAACCAAAGACCCCGAAGCUCAUACAAAGCCACUCCAAAGUCAAAACUUAAAAGUAACUCCCAGGCACCCACCAAGACCCCUCCCCAUACCCCCACAAAGACACCUCCAAGAACGCCCACCAAAAACCUUAGUAUGAGCAUUAGCAAAGCCUGGAUGAUACCCACUGGUCCCAAUACUUCUUCCGUCUCCUCGCCAUCCCGUCGGACUUCCGCUCUCUCUGUAUCACCCUCACCAAAAACAGUGACCUCCUCCUCCUGUCCUGCCCCUCGUACCAAGAUCCACACCUUGUCCACGCCACGCAGUCCCAAACACCAAUCACGACCCCAACCUCACCCACGACCCUCAGAGCUCAAGUUCCCCCCUCUUAAUCGUGUUUUGACGCCGACUUAUAAUGUCGACACCCUCCCUCAUCUGCGGAGGGUUUCCCCCAGCAAGUGUCAAGUGCAAACCUCGUCUUCCUUCCGCAUUGGCGGGCCUCGAACCCCUCAGGAGUCCCACCAGCCUGCACCGCCACCUGAUGAGAGCACCUCGGACACUGGAUCGAGUGAGACGCCCACCCAGUUCAGCUUGGAGCUUGAACAAGAAGAUGUUGAGGCAGCCGAAGGGCAAAGGGCCUCGGUAGUGCCCAUACCACCUCACCAAAGGGUUGACAGCAGCUCUGGCGCUCCCUCUGAAUGCUCCUUUGAGAGCGACACUUUAUCUAUUUCUGCUGCAUACAGCACGAGAAGAGAUGGAGUCAGAGCUGGCGAUGCAGGGAAGCGUGGCAGCAUGAUCGAGGUGUCACUCUCUUCUCUUGGAGAACCAGACGGGGUCAGCGAUGAGCAAACAGAUCUUUCUUCUGAUUCUAUGAGUGACCGGAUAGAAUCUGCAGUGGAGACGGGCAUUGCCCUCGCUUCUAAUGCCACAGAGCAACUGGAUUUGGCCAUAGAAGCUGGGAACUCUUCAGACCAACAAACUGAAUCCAGUGAAGAGCAGGCAAAAGUGGACACUGUGGAACAACCUGGAGAAAACAGUGAACCUGGAGCCAGAGGAGGCAUAGGAUUCUUCUUCAAGGAGGACGGGCUUAAUGAAGGGGAGAUGGCUCAGCGCAAAGCUCUCCUUCUAGAGAGGCAGCAGAAGAGAGCAGAGGAGCUAAAGAGGAAGAGACAAAGUCAAGAACAAGAACAGGAAAAAAGACCACCAUCUUCCAAUAAGACUGCAGCCUCCACUUUUAAUACACUUCCUGUCGGAACCAUCUCUCCUUCCCCUACCCCUCCGGCUACUCCAGGCCGCCGUGGAGGUUUCACACGAGAAGAGUAUGCCCGCCGCCAACAGCUAAGGAUCAUGGACAACCUGGACAAGGUGCUGCAGCAGAAAUCCACAAGCCAAGGUCGAUCGCCUGUGAGGAAGACACGAGCGCGUCCUCGCAGCGUGACCAGGGAGGAGAAACCGUUGUCUCUGAGCCCCGCCAAGAGAGCAAAUUCCUCCAAGAUGACCAAGUCUCACUCGUCACUCAACCUGGCAGCUGCCAAUGAAAGCAAUGGCGGUGAUAAGAAAGUCCACAGCCGACCCGCCUCACCUUCUGGAUGUGUGACACCGAGUCGGCUGGCCAAGCAAAAUGGAGACUGGGAAACUGGUUCCAAUGGAACCUCGCCUGCUCCGGAAUACACCGGUCCAAAGCUCUUCAAAGAACCGAGCUUCAAAUCCAACAAGUUCAUCAUUCACAACGCUUUGUCUCGCUGCUGCCUGGCUGGGAAAGUCAACGAGGGCCAAAAGAACAAGAUAGUGGAGGAGAUGGAGAAGAGCCCCGCCAACCACUUCCUUAUCCUCUUCCGCGACUCCAGCUGCCAGUUCCGAGGCGUCUACACCGCCAACCCCGACUCCCAGGAGCUCAUGCGAUUGGCCGGCGUGGGGCCCAAGACAAUAAGCGGCGCCCAGGUGGAGUCCAUGUACAAGUACAGCUCGGACAGGAAGCAGUUCAGCUCCAUCCCCUCUAAGACCAUGGGCAUGAGUGUGGACGCCUUCACCAUCCCCGGCCAUCUGUGGCAUGGGGGAGGCGCGGCGGGCGGAGGCGGCGGAAGCAGGAGGGCGAGCCUCACCAAGAAGGCGCUCGUGUCCAAGUGACGGAAUCUACAAGGUGAGGUUUAACCCAGAACCUCAGAUUGUCGGAGAAAGAACUCUCGUUGAUUUCGGAGGACGUCCUACUCGAGGCGGUCACCAUUACAGGUUUUUAAGCAGGUGCACAGAUGGAGAGUCUUAUUGAUUUUACACGGUGCCUGACAGUGGAGGUAUUUUGAACUGGACCCCAGAUGACGGAGAAAAAUGAAGACCGAAGGUCAGAUGGAUGGAUGUUGACGUUCCUUGACUGAUCUUCAAACCUUGAGGUAGUUUUUUAAACUCAAGGAGAUGAGUGCGCCCGUCUGGAACUCUGUUGAUCUCACUGGUUCUUCCUAACUCCUUAAAACCUUCAGAAAUCAGUACUCACAGCGCUUCAAUUUUUCCUCAUUUUGUCAUGUUACAGCCUUAUUCCAAAAUAGAAGAAAUGCAUGUUUGUCCUCAAAAUUCUACACACAAUACCCCAUAAUGACAAUUAUGUAAAUUUAUUACAAAUACAAAACAUGUACAUAAGUGUUCACAACGUUUACUCAUUUCUUUGUUAAUGCAUCUUUUGGCAGCAAUUACAGCCUUUUUGAAUUUGAUGUCUCAAGCUUAGCACACCCAUCUUUCCAGCACCUCUCAAUCUCCAUCAGGUUGGAUGGGAAUGCGUUGGUUUUCAUCCAGGAUGUCUCUGUACAUUGCUGCAUUCAUCUUAGUCUAGUCAGGGAGGUGACCAAGAACCCGAUGGUCACUCUGUCAGAACUACAACAUUACUCUGUGAAGAGAGGAGAACCUUCCAGAAGGACAACCAUCUCUGCAGCAUUCCCCCAAUCAGGCCUGUAUGGUAGAGAGGCCAGACGGAAGUCAUUUCUUAGUAAAAGUUUCCCAAAAUGCACCUGAAAGACUCUCAGACCACGAGAAACCAAAUUCUCUGGUCUGAUGUGACAACAAUUGAAGUCUUUGGCGUGAAUGCCAGGCGUCAUGUUUCUGUCAGGUUCAAACACUGAUGACAUCUAUUAAACAGACAAGAAGCAAGGAAUCAUGCAGAGACAGUUUAAACACUGAUGACAUCUAUUAAACAGACAAGAAGCAAGGAAUCAUGCAGAGACAGAGUUAAAUUUGGCUAAAUGGGGAGAACGCAUGGAGCUGCACACUUGAGUUUGAGUUUAUUUGGAACAUGCAAGCAUACAACAUGAUACAUCACAAUUUCCAGUUUCUCUUUUCAACAUGUUCGAAAAGGAGUAGGAAGAAGCAGAGCUUAUUUAAUCCUACCCCUUUUCUUUUACAUAAUAGUUGCUAAAACUUUUGUUCACUUCCUGUUCUCAAUUUAUUCACAAUAUACUCCAUAAGUAAUUACAAUAAAAAUAAAUAAAUAAUAAUAAUUGGUGAAGUAAGUUAAAUUUCAUAUGAUGAGAUAAGUAAGAUUAUUUUGAGAGUGAAAGAAUGGAUGGAUUAAAUAAAUUCAGUAUUCUUCUUCUUUGUACUUUGUAAACACUUUAAAUUUGAAGAGUUUCUUGAAGUGGAUCAUAUUAGUACAUUGUUUGAUUGCUUUGCUUAAUCCAUUCCAUAAUUUAAUUCCACAUACUGAUAUACUGAAGGUCUUAAGUGUUGUACGUGCAUACAAAUGUUUUAAAUUACAUUUCUCUCUAAGAUUAUAUUUCUCCUCUUUUUUUGAGAAGAAUUGUUGUAUAUUCUUGGGUAGCAGGUUGUAGUUUGCUUUUUAGUCACAGUCUCGCCCAACGCUCUGAGGUACAGCUCCCGCGUCCCUCUAUUUAUUUGGGAGGUCCCCAGUCAACAUCACCGAGGCCGCCUCUAAAAGGAGUGGUCACACAUAUCAUGCAAAGCAGCUCCAGUACGCACAAUACGUGACGGAAUGUGCCGGGGCCUUGCGAUGGCCUUGUCUCUGCUUUGUCUGUGUGCUGUCAUCUUAUCUUCGUUGAGGUCCUUGAAGUCCUUGGCUGUUAGCGGGCUAAAACAAAGAUAACAUCUGCGGCUGAGGCCACACCUCAGACAAAAAGUCUAACUUGAGCACAAUAGCUAAUAACUAUAGCAACGGCCUUUAAGCAUAAGAGUUGUGUGAUAACAGGAAACCAGGCCAAUACCAUCCCUACAGCACCAUGGUGCGGGGGUGCUUGUCAGCGGCAGGAACUGGGAGCAUAGUUAGGAUAGAGGGAAAGAUGAAUGCAGCAAUGUACAGAGACAUCCUGGAUGAAAACCUUUCACAUUGUCAUUAUGAGUCUGUAGAAUUGAAUGAAUGUUCUUCCAUUUUGGAAUAAGGCUGUCACAUAACACAACAUGUGGGGAAAGAAGUGCUUUGAAUACUUUCCGGAUGCCCUGUAAGUCAGAGGAAGAAUUGUAUGAAGAAGGUUGUCAUUGAUGUGCAUGAAAACAUCUUUGUGCAUUUGCUAUACAGUAAAACGCUUUAGUCAAAAUGUCUGUUAAGGAGAUAAUUACACCCGCACGUCACUUUUAUACAUGAUUGCAACUGUCAGGACGCUUUUAUUUACGUUUUAUUUUGUCCAGCAUCCUAUCGUGAAUGAUGUGUCAUAAUGAUGCAGGUGGUUGGCGGAUGGUUGGUUAGCGAGAUUCAACAUGUUCUUUCCCGGUUGCGAAAUGACCCCAACUUGCAAAUGAAGCAGAUUUUUUUUUGUUUUUUUACAGGACACUAGAAACAUGAAGGUUACUAACAGGGGCCGUCUAUCAUCGUGCUCUAUUUAGGAGUGCAGGUGAAUAAAGAUGGUGCUUUAGAAACCGACAUUCAUGUGUGGAAACAUCUAUGAUCAAGUUCAAAAUGUUAUUGGAAAACAAGAAUUAUGGGAUGUAGAAUUUUACGGUAUACCGGUAUUAGUAUAGUACCGCGAUACUAAUGAAUCAUUUUCGGUACUAUACCGUCUCUCCGCGUCAAAGUCAAGUCGUGUCAUUGCUGGUUUACGAGCAGAGGAGCAUGUUCGGCAGCGCACAAUCACAGAGUACACUGCAAAAACUGAAAUCUAAGUAAGAUUAAAUAUCUCAAAUAAGGAUGAUAUUUGCUUAUUUUCUGUCUGAUAAGAUCAUUCUUCUCACUAAGCAGAUUUUGUGUUAGAGUGUUUUACUUGUUUUAAGGGUUUUGGUCCUAUCUUAAAACUCAUUUGUAUAAUCUAGCCUUUAAAUCAGGGGUGGGCAAUUAAUUUUUACCGGGGGCCGCAUGAGCUACCCGAGCACUGCUGGAGGGCCACAUCGACAAUAUUUCAAUUAAAUUUUG